AUGGCGAGCUCCGCUUUGACUUUCGACACCGCCACCUUUGGUUCCUCCCUGAGCCUGCGCAGCCUCGCCCGGACCGGGUCGGAGAUAUCAGUCCACAGCAGAGUUCGCCUGGGCGCGGACAACACCUACGUUGCCUACAGCACCUUCAUCGAGCUCGACAACGACAACAUCCCCGUUUUGUACGACACUGUGCAGGUCUAUGCGGACAUCAGUGGAUCCGCCAAGAGGGGCAUCACCAUCAAGGGCGACGGCGGCCGCCUGCAUGGCGCAUGGGUCGCGGACGUUGCUGUUUCCACCUCGGAUCGCAACCUCAAGAACUCCAUCAUGCCUUUGUACCAAACCUUCCAUGGACGAGGAGGUGACACGAAAGAUGUCUCCGGUGGCGUGAGCUGGGUCUUGCGGCAGCUCCGGCCAGUGUCCUUCAAGUUCAACAAAGGGCCGGAGGCGAAGUACAGCCGAUACGGCUUCGUGGCGCAAGAGCUGCGAGAAGUGCUCCCCUCGCUGGUGCGAGACAUCAAGGGCGACGGGAGCGAAGGGCACUUGGCAGUGGUGUACCAGGACUUGAUCGCACUGCUUACGGCAGCUGCUCAGAUGCUGCAGGAGAAGGUCAGCAAGCAGGAAGCGAAGAUCACCAGGCUGGAAGAGCAGCUUGUGGCAGUGCACGAGAAGCUAGACAUGCUCCUGGAUCUGAAUGCCAAGCGGCAGGAGCGGCAAAUGGCCGUCUAA
Messenger RNA from Effrenium voratum, 726 nucleotides. The record is from the annotation of a GenBank genome assembly. NCBI's taxonomy places the organism in Eukaryota, Dinophyceae, Suessiales, Symbiodiniaceae.